This is a messenger RNA of Nerophis lumbriciformis (worm pipefish), 1380 nucleotides long. The record is from RefSeq and is a predicted model, not a curated record. NCBI's taxonomy places the organism in Eukaryota, Metazoa, Chordata, Actinopteri, Syngnathiformes, Syngnathidae.
AUGGCGGACAAGCAGUUGAAGAGGGCCUAUCUUGCCUGCUGCUGUGGCUCCGCAGCCUGCUCAUGCUGCUGUAAUUGCUGCCCGAAGAUAAAACAGUCCACAGCAACCCGAUUCAUGUAUACCCUGUUCUUUCUUCUGGUCACUGUCGUUUGUGUCGUCAUGAUGUCCCCCACAGUUGAGGAACAGAUGAAAAAUAUCCCCUUCUACAGUGAAUUGUGUGACAAGUUGAAUGCAGGGAAGAACUGCAAGACCCUGGUUGGUUACUCCGCUGUCUACAAGGUGUGCUUUGGCAUGGCCUGUUUCUUCUUCAUCUUCUCCAUCUUCACCAUAGGCGUCAAUAAAAGUACUGGCUGGAGGGCGGCCAUACAUAACGGGUUCUGGUUCCCAAAAUUUGUUUUGCUUGGGGCCAGUUGCGCCGGAGGAUUCUUCAUUCCACAAGAGGAAACUUUCCUGGAAGUGUGGCGCUAUAUCGGAGCUACCGGUGGCUUCAUUUUCCUGCUGAUCCAGCUCAUGCUGCUGGUGGAGUUUGCCCACAGAUGGAACACAAAUUGGAGCUCAGGAGUGAAGUAUAAUCGCUUAUGGUAUGCGGCGCUAUCUUUGGUGACUCUGGUGCUCUUCAGCAUUGCGGUGGGAGCUGUGGCCUUUAUGGCUAUGUACUACACUCACCCCACGGCAUGUCUGCUCAACAAGGUCUUCCUGGGCAUCAAUGGCAGCCUAUGCCUUCUCGUGUCAAUGCUCGCCAUCUCUCCUGUCAUUCAGAAACUCCAGCCCAAAUCUGCCCUACUCCAGCCAGGAGUUAUCAGUGUUUACGUCAUGUACCUCACCUUCUCAGCCUUCUCCAGCAAACCAAAAGAAAUGGUGGAGAACGACGGCCUGAACACAACCGUUUGUGUUUUCCCUUUCAAUACUGGGAAGGAAAGUGACAAGAAGAUCGUCACCACUCUGGGAGCCAUUAUCAUGUUUGGCUGCAUCCUAUACUCCUGCCUGACGUCGACAAUUAAGCGAAGAUCCGCAGCACUCCGAGUAUACAGGAACAGUGAACCAGAGACUGAAAGAGCCCGUUGCUGCUUCUGCUAUGGGGAUGACACAGAUGACUACGAUGAAGAGAAGACAGGCCCAGGGCAAAAAGUCGUGUAUGAUGAAAGCGAGGCAACAACUUACAGCUACAAGUAUUUCCACUUUGUCUUCUUCCUGGGUUCGCUUUAUGUCAUGAUGACCAUCACCAAUUGGUUCCACUAUGACAACUACAGAAUUGAGAAACUGUUGGACGGUAGCUGGUCCGUGUUCUGGAUCAAGAUCUCCUCCUCAUGGGUCUGUCUCCUGCUUUACUUCGCCACUCUCGUUGCUCCGAUGAUAUGCCCUAAGCGCUUUGAGGCCUAG